Messenger RNA from Caenorhabditis bovis, 2577 nucleotides. Lineage: Eukaryota; Metazoa; Nematoda; Chromadorea; Rhabditida; Rhabditidae. The record is from the annotation of a GenBank genome assembly.
AUGGCUGAAAAUCAAUUUCCCUACGAUCUUCGCGUUCCAAAAUUCUCUGGAAAAUUAAUUCAGCGAUUUGAUCGCCUUAACUGGCUUCCCGAAUACGAUAUAGUUCAUCUAGAACGUUAUCAAAAAAAAAUUGGGAAUUUGUAUUGGGCGUUCAUUGCAAAAUCGCACUUCGAUAUUGUGGAGAAACCACAAGUUCACUUGUUUGUCAAUUGUUGUGAGAAAGGCAAAUUCGAUGUCACCGCGAGAUUGACGUUUCGAGCAUACAUGGACCUUCCAGAAGGGCGGUAUGAAGCGCUUUAUAAGCAGGUCACCUACCGUUUCACUAAUCGAGAUUCCUUUCGCCGAACCGAUGCUGAGGUCCUUCCGCAUUUGGCAGAGAAGAUAAUGAGCACACCCUCAUUCAACACGCCCGUUCCCGGGUACCUUGAGGUUUUUAUCGAAACCGACGACAACACUAGUAAACCACCAAUACGUGAUCCGCUCAAAGAAGACGCCAGUCUCGGAAAUGUCGUGUUGAUCGUUGAAGGGAAACGAUUAGUGAGCAAUAAGAUGGGCCAACGAAUAUUUAUGGAAGAAUCGGCGAAUGAGGAAAAAAAUGGCGAGAAAGUUGAGCAACUCCAAAAAACAAUAACAUUGAGCAAUUUGCGACAUCCCGGUGGUUGGCUUUCGAAUUUUCAGUUCUCCAAAAUUCUCGACAAAUGUCAGACGUUCGGCGCAGAAUUCGCGAGACCGCCAGGAAGCAGCGAGAAGCACGUCAAAUAUGGAAAAAUCACGCUAGAGUUCUCAACAAUCGAUGAAGCUCGCGAUUCCUAUGUUGUUCUGCAAAAAAUCACGAUAGACGGCGCGAGACUUGAAUUAAGCGUCGAUCCAGUGUUUUUUGAAGCUGCAAGCAGCAUCCCGUCUGGAAGCUAUUUCAAACCUUCGGAAGAGGAAUCGGUGAAAUGCCGAACCAUUUACGCCCUGAACCUACCAAAAAGUGCGGACAAGAAGCUUCUGGAGUGCAUCGUUGGCACAGAAGUCAUCGAAAACUUCCAAAUGCUGCCGAUUCUCACGAAUCCUGGCUUCAUGCAAGCGGAAAUUGUUGUGACUGAUGCAGACGCGGCUGGUUCUAUUAUAGCCGAGGCUGAUGAUUUUCCAAUUGACGAUGGUGAGCAGAACACCGUUGUCAAACUCGUCACCGUUGCCGAUUAUUUGAAUUUUGUUCGCCAAGAAACAGCCGCGAAACCAUUUUUGUUGGCGAACGGACGAAAACCGGAUGAAAAUGACGAGGAAGGCGCGAUUCCUGACGAAUCGUCGUCGCUCGAAAACGUCGAGUCUCAAAUUUUGGCGCCCGAAGUCGAUGAUGUUGAAGUUUUUCAUAGAUUGCUUAAGCACAUUGAAGACGAGCGUGUGAAUUUCGCCGAAAUCAACGACUGCGAGGAGCUGUACGCGCAUUGCGACGCCGUCUCGGCGCAAUACGGCGGAUUGCCGGACUCGCUACUCAAACCGGUCAUGCAGCAAGUCCUUGAGCAUCAUCUUCGAAGAACCGAGAUGCACUGGAUGCGAGAGCAAAUCGAGACGCUGUUAAGGCAAUGGAAGCUCGAAGUGAUGUCCGAACAAUUUCAUGAUCGGCCGACGAUGGUCCGAAUGGAAACUGUCGAUUAUAAGCCGAUUGAGGAGGAAGCUGAGACGAAGAAGAAGGCCAAAAAAACCAAACAGACGAAAAGCUUGAUGGGUGUUGGAGCGUUUUUGGCGCAAAAUCGCCAACGAUUGGUGGUUGAGGAGGGCGAAAUCGAGAUCGAUGAGGAUGAUCACGGCAAUUUUGUGAUGGGCGGCGAGACGCUGAGCUUUGAAUCGUGGGCCAAAAUCUCGAAGACAAAAGCGAGCGGUGUGGUUCGCGCUGAUUUGGGACCCGACAAGAGCACAAAAACGGGUGGUCUGAGUCGAAAACAGCAGAAAUUGGCGAAAAUCACGCAGAACAUGACGCAGGAGGAAUAUGAAGCGUGGAGCCGUGAACGCAAAGCGAAACGACGCGGCGAUCUUAAAAUACGCAUCAUGAAACGCGGUUUGGGUGAUAAUGAGGAUGAGCACGAUGAGGAGUCGGAUAAGGUCGAGCCAAAGAAGAAGCAGCAGGCUGCUCCAGCUCAGCCGAAGCCGGCCAAAGAGCUUGACGAGGGCGAAAUCGAUUCGGACGAGGAGAAAGAGGCGGCGAAGAAGGUUGAGCCGAAGAGGAAAAGGAAGAAGCGAGCCGAAUCGAAUAGUUCGGACAGCUCGACGUCGUCGUCGUCGUCUUCUUCAUCGUCGUCGUCGUCGUCGUCAUCGGAUGAUAAUGACGAAGGGCCGUCGGAUUCGCGGCAGCGGCGACGGAAUCGAAGGAAGAAUGAUAGGAAGAAGCCGCGAAGUGUUCAGCCGAAAAUCUCGCCGUUGUUCAAAUCGAUGUAUGACAACCGGAAGGCAAUUAUCGCGCAGAUGUCGCCGGGUCACAAGGCGGCAUUUGCAAAUGUUCUUAAUCAGAUUCUUCAAAGCAACGCGCCCAUAUCACACAGCCAAGCCACUCAAAUGAUGAAUGCAAUGUUCAAUGGCGGCGGAUUGAAAUAG